AACUAAUCAAUUCUAUGACUCUGAGCCCUCACAUUUUGUGUUUGAAAUUAUCAUGUGUGAAAUGCGAAAGAACACUGUCAUGAGCUCCAACAGCUGACCUUCUCUGAAGUUUCUCUCAAAUCUCAAAGAAACAUGAGGUAGUUCUGAAAUACAGGAUUUCCAUCCCCAGGACUGGCCCAUGCCACCCACUCCCCUGGGGCUACAACAGCCCAGGGACACCAGCAGCCUGCAGCCACGCCCCGUUCAAAUCACGCUGGUGGAAGUAAAGUUCAAGGUAACCUUAUGGAUCAGGGUCAUAUUACUUUUCAACACCUGCCCAUGUCUAUAUAACCACACAAUGCCUCCCUGUGUGGCAGAAUGGCCCUCCCCUUCUGCCGACGUGUAGCUCCAGACAUGCUGUUUCCUGCCACAGGGAGCUCUGCCUCCAUGGCCACCAAGAUCCCAGCUGAGAAAUUUGGGAAAUGUCAGUGUGAGACACACCAUUCUGAAAGCAUCCUGUACCAGAUCCUUAACAAAGAGCAUGGAAGUGAGACCAAGUGGCACCAGCAGAAUUGCAGUCCCCGCUGCUGUGCAAGAAGCAAAGGCUGCCCUUGUUUGGACAGAAGAGUUGUCCUGAGAACACCAGAAGCCACAUGCAGAAGAGCUUCUGAAGUGCUGUUGAAGACUUCAACUUUUAUUAGAAACCUACCUUCUUUUUAUCACAUGCCUUGGGAGGAUCAGUUUGUCCUCAUCCAACAGAACUGGGCCCCUCUAUUUGUCCUGGGCAUGGCACAAGAAGGAGUGGAUUUUGACCUCAGAGAGAUUCCAGGCACCAGUUUAUUGAAAAAAAUCCUCCUCAAUCAGUCUUCAACAGCUAUGAAUAAACUGGACAGUUCAUCAGCAGGAGCAUCUUUCACAGAAGUUCAGAAGAUGAAGAACUUGUUGUGGAAAUUCUGGGACCUGGACAUAAGUGGAAAAGAAUAUGCCUAUGUUAAAGGGAUUAUUCUUUUUAAUUCUGAAUGUCAUGUCCUGAAAUGUCUCCCUUAUGUACAAUCACUUCAGCAGGAAGCUCAGAAAGCCCUGAUGGAGUUUAUCUCAAUAAUGUUCCAUGGAAGCCUCAGCAGGUUUACUUCGAUUCUUCAGCUGAUCACAUCUCUUCGAGACAUUGAUGCAGAAGCUAUUGAAGAGCUCUUCUUCAGGCCCUUCCUAGAAGAGGCCACCCUAAAUGUACUACUUCUAGAAACCAUAUCUAUGAAGCCAGACUGGCUUUGAAAACAAAUGACAUCUGAGCAAUAA
This is a messenger RNA of Taeniopygia guttata (zebra finch), 1275 nucleotides long. RefSeq names its product nuclear receptor subfamily 0 group B member 2-like. Gene Ontology annotation, biological process: negative regulation of transcription by RNA polymerase II. Lineage: Eukaryota; Metazoa; Chordata; Aves; Passeriformes; Estrildidae. The record is from RefSeq and is a predicted model, not a curated record. Gene Ontology annotation, cellular component: cytoplasm; nucleus. Gene Ontology annotation, molecular function: transcription factor binding; transcription corepressor activity.